UUACCUUUUCUAUCGUUUCUCUUUCGGUUUAAAAACUCAAGAUGACAUCCACCACACAGCAAGUUAGUCCAGAAGUUUUGGAACAUUACUAUCUUAAACUAGAAAAGAAUGACAAAUUUCAUUGUUACCAGAAAAAUAAUAAAGACGCUUGCCAUGAGUUGGGCGAUUUCUAUGUGCGUAUGCGCAAGUUUGAAGAGGCUACUUCUGCCUAUAGCUUCAACUGUUAUGUGAACGAGUUUGGUCCAAGUUGUCGUAGGAUUGCAAUGAAGAUGAUGGACGAAGGUGUUCAGAACAAGAAAGAAUUAUUUAACGUCCUGAAAACAGCCUGCGAGGGCCCAAAUCCUUCUCUUGUUUCCUGUACAGACCUGGGACGCAUGUACGACAUACAAGUUUCGAAAGAAGUACGUGAAAAAAUCAACAUUUCCGAUAACUUACCGCGUGCAAUGCGGUACUACGAACGUGCCUGUGAUGGGGGUUGUGCUGCAGGAUGUACUCUAAUGGCAAAGCAUUUAUUAAAUAAAAAAGAAAUGGAUAGGUCAUUGGAAUUCAGCCAAAAAGCGUGCGAAUAUGGCAAUACCCGCUCAUGUUUUUUCUUGCAUGGAGUCUUCAGUGGAAAGAGCAACCUCAUGAAGAAUGUGCCCGUUGACUCAGAAAAGGCAGAAUAUUAUUACAGAAAAAGCGUGGCAGAUUCAAGAGUACUAAUUGAAGAAGAAAAAAAUAAUAUAAAAGCUUAAUGAAUGUGUGAAUGAGGCUGAACUUCUAAUUUUGUACUCCAUCAGGCAUGUAAAUUAAAUAUUUAAUUUCUUAUAGUUGCAAAUUUCUUAAUGUUUUUUGCACCACAGAUUAUUAAAUUAUAUAUAUUUUGGGAAAAAAACAUCUUAGCAUUUA
Dreissena polymorpha is the source of this 888-nucleotide messenger RNA. Its product is annotated as cytochrome c oxidase assembly factor 7-like. The transcript has 3 exons. NCBI's taxonomy places the organism in Eukaryota, Metazoa, Mollusca, Bivalvia, Myida, Dreissenidae. The record is from RefSeq and is a predicted model, not a curated record. Gene Ontology annotation, molecular function: protein binding. The coding region runs from base 42 to 734 and encodes 230 amino acids. Gene Ontology annotation, cellular component: mitochondrial intermembrane space.